Messenger RNA from Parascedosporium putredinis, 837 nucleotides. The record is from the annotation of a GenBank genome assembly. Lineage: Eukaryota; Fungi; Ascomycota; Sordariomycetes; Microascales; Microascaceae.
AUGGAGGCCGCAGUUGGAGAGAUAAUUUGCUCAGAGGUCUUACAGCUUCCGGCCACCCCGCGGGGGCUCUUCAUCGCAUCCCUCGCUGCCAGCGCGUCCUCCUGCAUCCUCGAAGCCAUCUACCGGGUUCAGGCCCGCAUUUGGCGCCCCCAGAUCCGGAACCCUUUUCCUGCCCCCAGCAGCGGCACCGACAGCUACGAUGCCGAGAUGGCGGCGCAAUACGCACAGUGGCAAAGCGCUUAUGUGAGCAAGGAUGCCUCAGCGGGAAAGGACGCAAUGGUCCCCGUCACCGCCGCACCAAACGCUGAAGAGACGGCGGAAACGUCCGAGAAGAAGAAAACGGUCGUGCGAGAAGGUGGUGGCAAAAAGUGGACCGACGAUACGCUUCUAGAGUGGGAUCCCAGCCAUCCGCGACUCUUUGUCGGAAACCUGGCCGGCGAGGUUACGGACGAUUCUCUCCUAAAGGCUUUUGCACGGUGGAAAUCCGUCCAAAAGGCGCGAGUGAUUCGUGACAAGCGCACCUCCAAGUCCAAGAAUUAUGGCUUUGUCAGCUUCAGCGAUCCUGACGAUUACUUUCAAGCCGCCAAGGAGAUGAAUGGCAAGUAUAUCCAGAGCCACCCGGUAAUCGUGACUAGGGCGAAGACGGAAAUCAAGCCCACUGCCGCCAAGGACAAGGACAGAGGGAAGAAGAACAAAAAGAACUACAAGAACAACGGUGGCAACAACAACAACAACAACCAACAGCAAGGCUAUGAACCAAACCUUGGCCCAAGGCCCGGAGGCGGGGUCCAUAAACCUGGCCAGAAGAUGAAGAAUGGUCUCAAGCUGCUCGGCUAG